GGGAUUCUCAUUUCGGCCUAUCAAGUCUUUUUCAGCAUCGGCCUUUCAUCCAUUCAGUUCAGGCACAUUGCAGUGCAGACUUGUCGACCGGCGGUCGGUACUUCGAAGGCCGAGCUGCAAUUGCGAUUCACAAGCAGGGAUUGCUGUUUGCCACGUAGGAACGCUGUUGAACUUGCCUUCCCUAUCUGGUGGGCCAACCCCUGCGCUACGGCCACGUCAGCGCUGAAAAUGGCGACGAUGAUGUCAGCUCAUAGAGGCCUAGCAACGGUCCCUACCGCUCAAAAGGCGGUUGUUGGCGAAGCCUCUCGUCGUCCACGUAUCGUUUCAGCAGCUUGCGGCGUUUCGAGGAAGUUUAAUUCGGCUUCAGCUAGUCUGAUAGGGAAGUCACUUUCAAUGGAUGUUUCCCUUGCGAACAGCGCGCACAGACGAAGCGGCGCAUUGGCGACAACGUGCUCGUCGCAGAGCGUUUCGGAGAAGUUCGCAGAGCUUCGCGAGAAGAAUGAGGUGGCGCUUAUCCCCUUUAUAGUCGCGGGGGACCCCGAUAUUGGCACAACGGAGCGCGCGCUGAAGCUGCUGUGCGAAACUGGCGCUGACGUCAUCGAAUUGGGAGUGCCGUACUCUGACCCUCUUGCUGACGGACCCGUGAUCCAGGCAGCCGCCACCCGAGCCCUGGCGGGCCACACGGACCUGCAGUCAGUGAUCGACCUCCUCGCACGGGUCACCCCCUCCCUGACUGCUCCUAUAGUCCUCUUCACGUACUACAACCCCAUCAUGAAGCGGGGCGCCAACAAGUUCAUGGGAGAAAUUAAAGCCGCGGGAGCGGCCGGCCUUGUGGUGCCGGAUGUGCCGCUGGAGGAGACGAAGGUGCUCCGUGAGCUGGCUACUGCCAACGGGCUCGAACUGGUGCUGCUGACGACCCCCACCACACCCACAGAGAGAAUGGGAGCCAUUGCUGACGUCACUCAAGGCUUCCUCUACCUCGUGAGUCUAACGGGAGUGACGGGCGAGCGGCAGGCGGUGCAGGGGCGGGUGGAGCAGCUGCUGAAGGACAUCAAGACCAAAACGGACAAGCCCGUCGCCGUUGGCUUCGGGAUCUCCGCCCCUGAGCAUGCUGAGCAGGUGGUGUCAUGGGGAGCAGACGGGGUGAUUGUGGGGUCAGCGCUGGUCAAGCUGCUGGGAGGCAGCGAGACAGCAGAGGAGGGCCUUGCCAAGAUGGGGUCUUUGAUGAGGUCGCUGAAAGCAGCCACAGUGCGCAAGCUGCAGACAGCAUAGGUGCUGCUUGUGCUGGGGGCUUGAGGGCUUGCUCGGAUCUGCUUUUGAAUCGACUCAAAUGAGGGGCUGCUCGGAUUAGGUCAGCAGAGGAGGGGCUUGAAGGGCCGGCGCUCUCAUGAAGUAACUGAAAGCAGCCGUGGCUCGCAAGCUGCUGCAGACGGCAUACGGUAGAUUCCUCACCAGGUUUGGCAUAAGUGCCUCACCAGAUGAUGAAGACCUGCCAGGGUCGGUCAGCACUCUCAUGAGUCCUCUCUUGCUCGCAAUGCAAGCUCCAACCAGCAUGCAGGUGCCCCUGAUGGAGCUGUUGCGUGCAUAAGGUGGAGUCUGCAGCUUGCGGCAUAAGUGCUCCUUGCUCUGCGGGGGGCAGUGAGACAUCAGGCAGAGGAGGGGCGUGUCAGUUGGGUCCAAAUCGAAACCAGAGAUUGAUCUAGGUUAUAUUCUUUUCCAAGAAGGGUUCUGGAAUGUAGGCUUCAUGCCUUGCAGAAAUACCGGUAAUUGUCUUCUAGAAGACUUGCCACCCCACCCGAGCCUGCCAUAUCCUGCUUGGCAACGAGCAUUU
Molecule: messenger RNA, 1831 nt
Organism: Closterium sp. NIES-67
Lineage: Eukaryota; Viridiplantae; Streptophyta; Zygnematophyceae; Desmidiales; Closteriaceae
Source: the annotation of a GenBank genome assembly